Molecule: messenger RNA, 2925 nt
Organism: Pichia membranifaciens NRRL Y-2026
Lineage: Eukaryota; Fungi; Ascomycota; Pichiomycetes; Pichiales; Pichiaceae
Exons: 1
Coding region: 1-2925 (974 amino acids)
Biological process (GO): regulation of transcription by RNA polymerase II
Cellular component (GO): SAGA complex
Molecular function (GO): transcription coregulator activity
Source: RefSeq, a predicted model, not a curated record
AUGAGCACCGGUGGAGAGCCUAACAACCUUGGAUUCGACCAGAAUGGCCAAACGAACGGGUUGGGUUCGUUUAUGGAUCCAGUGAACCAAAUGGGUAUGGCACAAUCGCCUAAUCAGCCGAGUCCUGUGGAUCAUAUGGGCCAAUUAAACCAGCUGAAUAUGAAUCCGAUGAGCCAGAUGAACUCAAUAAGCCAGGGCAACCAGAUGGGCCAGAUGAGCCAGCUGAACCAAAUGAACCAGAUCAACCAUCUGGCUCCAGCAGGGGUUCAGAUGAACCUGAAUGCAAUAGGACAGAUAAACAAUCAGCACCAGCUGGGUCAGAUGGGCCAAAGGGGACAUGUGGGCCAAAUGAACCAGAUGAAUAAUGCGAGCCAGAUGGGGCACAUGGGUCAAGCAAGUCCACAGCAGCGUCAGCAAGGUUCUGAAGUCCGUGGCUGGAAUCCAGCCUACGUUCAGUCUCUUUUGAGGAAGAUACAACCGGGACCAGGUAUGACCAAGCAGCAGCGAUUCCAGCAAUUGUUAAGGAGUGGGGAGCUCACUAGAACUGACGUCCAGAUUCUCCAAAGACACCAACAGAUGCUAAGGCAGGCACAGGCUGUACGUCAGAAGCAAUUGCACCAGAGGGCCCUACAGCAACAGCAGCAACAGCAGCAGACUUCCUCCUACAGUGGAAAGUCCAUCCCUGGGAAAUCACUUCCUGGAAAGAAGGUUCCUGGGAAGUCUGUUCCUGGUAAAAGCCUGCCCGGAAAGUCUCUGCCCGGAAAAUCUCUUCCAGGAAAGUCUCUUCCAGGAAAGUCUCUGCCCGGAAAGUCUCUGCCAGGAAAGUCUCUGCCAGGAAAAACCGUAUCUGGUAAGACGGUUCCCGGGAAAUCACUUCCCGGAACAGGUACACCGGAGUUUUCUCCUUCCCUAUCACAUGCUUCUCUUGGAGGAAAAUCAUUGCCUGUCAAUUCAACCUCACAAAGAACAAGUGGCACAGAAACGCCAAUGCAGAUUUCUACCGGUAUGAGCCUGCCUGUGAAUAGUCCUCUUGCAGCAAAUUUAAUUUCAGCUUCUCCUCUGAAUAACAUCAAUUCCCCUGUCAAUCCAGCUGUUAAUCUUUCUGUUAACCAACCCGUGAAUAGUCCUGUUAAUCUCCCGUUGAAUCAGCAUAUUAAUCAACCUGUCAAUCGACCAGUUAAUCAACCUGUCAAUGAGCCUGUUAACAAGCCUGUUAAUCAAUCGGUUAAUCAAUAUAUGAGUCAGAUGUCCAAUGCUGCUUCUUUGGUUCAGCAACAGGCUGGAAUCCCCCAGGGGAAUCAAGUUAACGGUAGCGUAAAUCCCUCGCAAGCCCACUUAGAACAGCUCAAGCAACAGGAGCACCAAAAAAAGUUAUUGCAGCAAAGACAGCAGCAAAAAUACUUUAACUUGACUGCAGAGCAGUAUGACAAGUUGAAUGUACAACAGAAACAACUAUUGAAAUUGCAAUAUCUGCGAAGGAAAGCUAAAACACAGCGCUUUUAUGAGUCGGAUCAAGAGCUUUUGAAAAAGUAUGAAAACAGUCCUCCUUCCUUGGACUUUCACAUUCAUGAAGAGCACUAUAGAUUUGGCCAUAACGAGAACUUAAUACCAAAAAAUGAUCCUGCAAUAAAGGACUUCCUUACGUAUGUGGCAAAGAAAAAAAUACCUGAUGCACUGAUGGAAAUCAUAAAAGAUGGAAACAUACAGCUUUAUGAUGGGAACAUUAUUCUAAGGAUUUACGACCACCGAAUAGUUGAUGAUGCUUCUCUUUUGCCACCUAAAGAGCCAACCCCGGUGCCCUCUAGUGAAUCCAAAGAUCUUGGUGCCAUGGUUCCGAACAUCAAUCCUAGUGUUCCUGCUGCGAAUGAUAGCCUGGAGAACUCCUCUAAUCAAUCACCGGAUAAAAUAAACGCUAACGCUAGUACAACCAGUACCGAGAUACCCGAGAGCAAAAAUGAGAAGAAGGCUCCAAAAAGAUUCAAAGAGUAUAGAACAAUCUUACGGCUAACGCAAUCAGCAUUGUAUGAAGACUUCUGUUUAACUACCGAUACGCAAAUGUUUGGAGACUCUUUUGUCUUGACAUAUGAAAGUGAGAUAUUGACUGCUAUAACCAGAAGUGUCAAUUUGCAGCCAACUAACAACCCGUACCUGCAGGGUAGAUCGUUGUGGCCAACUUCGGAGAUGGUUUUUCCACAUUACGAUGAAAAGGAGGACAGGAUGAUUUUUACACACAGGCAGGAUAUGAGGGAAUUGGUGAAGUCCAAAUUGAAUCAUAAAAAGAGAGCUCUUACUUAUGAAAAUUACGAUUACAAGCCAUUACAUCAAGACGGCUCUCAAUCCAACUCUAAGUAUGAAAAGCUAAUGCUUAUCAUGGGUAAGUCUUCGCCUCAUAGUAAUAUAUCGGCAAGCAAACAAUCUGUGGAAGUUCCUAGAUUCGAGAGAUUGAGAUUUAUUGAAAACUUAAGACAUCAAAACUUGAUCAAGAAAGAGAAUAAUCUCAGAGGUGUUUCGAGUAUUCAAAGUCCUCCUGUUGGGUAUACAAGUUUUGGGUCAGUGAUGGGCAAUAUAAACAAUCAAAAAUCAUUUUCUUUUCAAGGCAAAAACGCUGAUAAUUCGACUAUGGCAGAUGGGGAGGUCAAAUCCGAAGAUAAUGGCGGAAACUCCACCUCUGCUGCUAAUUCCAAAGGAAAGGCUGGGAAAGCCAGCGCUGGUAAGAAUUCAACUCCUCGGAAGAAGAAUGAUAAGCCGAAGAAACCAAGAAAGCCUACAAAAAAGCAACUUGCAGCACAGGCGGCAGCCCAGGCAGCUACGGAAGGAAUCCCUGAUGGAACUUCAGCGACAUCGGCCUCAGAACCUCCGAAGAAGAAACGUGCUCCUGCAAAGAAAAAGAAUGCGGCAAACACUCCUGUUACUCCGGCCAAUUAG